Messenger RNA from Lactuca saligna, 348 nucleotides. Lineage: Eukaryota; Viridiplantae; Streptophyta; Magnoliopsida; Asterales; Asteraceae. The record is from the annotation of a GenBank genome assembly.
AUGAGGAUUCUUUCUUUAACAAGUAGCUUAUCUGGCUGUGAAAAAAAUUGGAGCACGUUUGAAGCGGUACAUAUGAAGAAACGAAAUAGAUUGGAAAGAAAUAGAUUGAACAAUCUUGUUUAUAUUAUAGAUGGAGAUGACGGUGAUGGAGAUGAAGUUGACACCGAAUCAGUUAUGGAAGCGAUUGAUGAAGCUCCCAAUACUAAUGAUAAUCAAGUACCCCAUAAAAGUUCAACAACAAGAGAAUUUUACAAUGAAGAUUUCGAAUCCGAGAAUGAGGAGCAAGUGUUUGAAGAAGAUGAAUAUGAGUCAGAUGGAGUUAAAAUAGUGGAAGAACUUGAAGAUUAG